This is a messenger RNA of Priceomyces carsonii, 189 nucleotides long. RefSeq lists its product as uncharacterized. The record is from RefSeq and is a predicted model, not a curated record. The transcript has a single exon. Bases 1 to 189 code for a protein of 62 amino acids. NCBI's taxonomy places the organism in Eukaryota, Fungi, Ascomycota, Pichiomycetes, Serinales, Debaryomycetaceae.
AUGGGAACGAUCUGGAUUUGUAUAAUUUUCACGCAACAAAAAAAACUUGAAUUAAUCCGAUAUAGUGUAACGGCUAGCACGGUUCGCUUUCACCGAGCAGACCCGGGUUCGACUCCCGGUAUCGGAAUGUUUUUUUUUGUUUUUUUGGAUUCCUUAUUGACGGUGGGGGCCUGGAUUAUUCAAUUGUAG